AUGUCAUGCUUUUCUGUUCUACAUCUUAAUUACCUUUCUGUCUGGCUUAUCUUACCAUCAUCUUUACAUUGAACUAGUUCCUUCUUUAGCUAUGAGUGACAGUGGGUGACAGCAAGUGACAGUGGGUGACACAGCUGUGAUCCCGUCUGCUGUGACUCUGAGCAGCACACUGAUAAGAGGGAUCAGGUCCCGCGGGAGCUUGCAAUCUAACACCAGCUCUAAGGAUGUGAAAUAUUGAUCAGUGGCAGUCUGCAUCAUGUCGUGCAGCUCGGGGGAGUGCAGGGGGCUCCCCCUCUACAGCUUCUACUCAGCCCCCCCUGCACUGGACCCCAUGCACUACUCAUCUGUGGCCCUCAGUACAGACCCCCCCCUCAACAAUGGCUCCGGGACCCCCUGCUCUGCUGGGGACCCCACUCUACAGGUAGGCAGCCAGGCAGGGGGUACAAGGGAAGUGCACGCAGACAACUCACCCAAGUGCUUCUAUCGCCACUACCUGACCCGCACCAGUAUGCAGGGCGAUAUCUACAACUUCCUGGAAAGACCCAGUGGCUGGCGAUGCUUCCUAUACCACUUCAGUGUGUUCCUCCUUGUUCUCAUCUGUUUGAUAUUCAGCGUCCUAUCCACCAUUGAACAUUACUCAGAAUUUGCCACUGGAACUCUAUUCUGGAUGGAGAUUGUGCUGGUCGUGUUUUUUGGUGCUGAAUAUCUUGUGCGACUCUGGUCAGCUGGCUGUCGCAGCAAAUACGUUGGAUUUAAGGGUCGGAUCCGCUUUGCCCGGAAACCCAUCUCAAUUAUUGAUCUCAUUGUGGUCAUCGCCUCUAUCAUCGUACUUAGUGUAGGAUCCAAUGGACAAGUCUUCGCCACAUCUGCAAUUAGGGGUAUUCGAUUCCUACAGAUCCUGCGCAUGCUACAUGUAGACAGACAAGGUGGUACGUGGAGACUGUUGGGGUCAGUGGUAUUUAUUCAUCGCCAGGAGCUGAUCACUACGCUGUAUAUUGGAUUCCUGGGCUUAAUCUUCUCCUCGUACUUUGUGUAUCUUGCUGAAAAAGAUGCAGUAGAUGAAGAAGGAAGGACUGGGUUCUCCAGCUACGCUGAUGCUCUCUGGUGGGGAGUGGUCACAGUGACGACUAUUGGAUAUGGAGAUAAAGUUCCACAGACUUGGAUCGGCAAAACUAUUGCAUCCUGCUUCUCUGUUUUUGCCAUUUCUUUCUUCGCUCUUCCAGCAGGGAUCUUAGGAUCUGGUUUUGCACUCAAGGUCCAGCAGAAGCAACGUCAGAAGCAUUUUAACAGGCAGAUUCCUGCUGCAGCAUCCCUUAUCCAGACUCUCUGGAGGUGCUAUGCAGCGGAGAAAUCCUACAGCUCCACAGCCACUUGGAAAAUCUACUUGACUCCACCGGAGCAGAGCAGUAGAAUCACCCCAGCUCCAGUCAGUCCAAGCUUACGCAGACAGAACAGAAGAUAUAAGAAGAAGAGCAAAUCUGUACAUGAAGCAUGUGUUCUGCCUACAAGUCCUACGUUGGCUCCACUGUGCCUCUCCCCAAUCCCUCGGGGGCCCAGGAGCUGCACCCCUGAUAAUGCCCUGUCUGUGCCUCAUAUUACUUAUCACCACACGGAGGGUGAAAAGCGAGACCUCAGCUUCCCAGGACCCGCAGGUCGCUCUCGAUCUUGGUCCUCUAUCUCUGUGUGCACAUCUGGUAGUCCCUCCAUCCAAGUAGGACGAGGCCGGCCAGAGGAGUCUCUUCCCGAUAUCUCACGGACAAACAGCUACACUGAUGACAUUGACGCAGCAAGUGAGGAGAGUCCACUGCCUGCCGUAACAGAUGUGUCACAGCUUACAGACGCUCACAGGAUAGCGGUGAAGGUGACGCGCAGAAUGCAGUAUUUUGUGGCACGCAGAAAAUUCCAGCAAGCUCGCAAACCAUAUGACGUGAGGGAUGUGAUCGAGCAGUACUCCCAGGGACAUCUUAACAUGAUGGUGCGGAUCAAGGAGCUGCAGAGGAGACUGGAUCAUUCACUGGGAAAACCUGGGCUUUUCCUACCAGAGAAAGGACUGGAUAAGGGAUUUUAUACUGUUGGUGCAAGGCUUAUGCGUCUAGAGGACAAGGUGACUCAGAUGGACCACAAAUUGGAUGAAAUUUUACGUGUCUUCCGAGCUCAAUUGGUGCCAGAAGAGGAUCAGCUGCUUCCCAAAGAGCAGGCGUCCCCAGCCCUUCAUCGGCUGCACCCCUCUCACAGUUCCCCCACUCCCAGCCGCAGGUUCUGAGAACUAACCCUCAACUCUAACCAUCUCCUUUGGGAGACCGAGAGACUGAAUCUGACGGUGUCUGAAAUUUCAGCAGGAGCUGGCUCCUUUUGGGAUGAGAUGUUUACUCUCACAGCCUCAUGAGGCACAAAGCUCCAUGUCAGCUACUCUCACUCACAGUUCGUACACGCUCCCUCUUUCAGUGCUUCCUGAGAGACUUCACUUUUACCCAUGGCCCACAAAUGCUGCCUUCACAUUUGUAAGGAACUGUACUGGUGAAUGUCUGGUACAUCUAUGUUAAUGUUGGUUCCAACAAUCAAGUCAUAAAGUCCCAUUGUAGAGUGCUACGGAAAUUUGCUGGCGCUAUAUAAAUAAUAAAAUAAUCUAUACAUCAUCUAAUAAUAAGUUCUGCUUUUGAGAUAUAUAGUGGGUGCAGAACACAUAAUCCAGGAUAUUGAGUUCAGCUGAGAUAACCCAUUGACAUACACUGGCACAGGUAACCAGGUGCAGGUAGUUUUGUUCAUACUUUGGCAUUCAAUUUGCCUAAAUGGUAACAUCUCCAAUUCCUGUACAUACAAAUUCUACUGACCCUUAUUCAUUAAAAGUUAUGUAAGUCACUACUAUUUAGGUAGUGUACAACCCAUACAUUUAUAUAGUAAACCAAAAUAUGUCUAGGUCUCAGAUAAUACCUACUAAAAUGUAUAUGAUAAAAUAUUGACCUUAUAAUGAGCUAAGUUGAAGUCACCAAUUAAGAUGCUAAAAACCCACACCACCCCUUUUAUAGUGUCAGUAAUGCUGUCACGGAGGUGCAAUUGUUACAAAGAAUAGUUCCCCAUUAAUCCAAAAUGACAUUGGGUAAAUAGUUAUGGUAAUUUCAUGACACAACACACACGUACCUAAUCAAUGCAUUUCUAUUUAUCAGGAUUGUGGACAUGCUCGCCUUAUUUCCACCUCAUGUGACUGCCACCCCACUACUUACAACAUCAGACAUACUCCCCAUCACCAACAUAUAAGGCACAAGAAUAAAAAGUAGUGUUUCAGAGCCUGCAUAUGAUAAUGAAUAACUAAGAUUAAAUGAGGUUUAUGUCACCUUGAAUAUUGUCAAUAUUAAUUAAACCACUGUGGAGACCAAAGUUUUAUGCAAACAAGUCUGAAAGUGAAUAAUUAAAGGCUAUAUAGAAGACCAUA
Pelobates fuscus (common spadefoot toad) is the source of this 3430-nucleotide messenger RNA. Its product is annotated as potassium voltage-gated channel subfamily KQT member 1-like. The record is from RefSeq and is a predicted model, not a curated record. The coding region runs from base 257 to 2263 and encodes 668 amino acids. Gene Ontology annotation, molecular function: voltage-gated potassium channel activity. NCBI's taxonomy places the organism in Eukaryota, Metazoa, Chordata, Amphibia, Anura, Pelobatidae. The transcript is spliced from 18 exons. Gene Ontology annotation, cellular component: membrane; voltage-gated potassium channel complex. Gene Ontology annotation, biological process: potassium ion transmembrane transport.